Molecule: messenger RNA, 2223 nt
Organism: Chlamydomonas reinhardtii
Lineage: Eukaryota; Viridiplantae; Chlorophyta; Chlorophyceae; Chlamydomonadales; Chlamydomonadaceae
Exons: 7
Coding region: 238-1152 (304 amino acids)
Biological process (GO): lipid biosynthetic process; protein N-linked glycosylation
Cellular component (GO): endoplasmic reticulum membrane; intracellular membrane-bounded organelle
Molecular function (GO): dolichyldiphosphatase activity
Source: RefSeq, a predicted model, not a curated record
UUAGAAGCUGUGCUCGCACUUUGGAAUAGCAGCUCUGGAACAGGCAGUGGAGGUGGAAGUGAAACUGGAAGGGUGUCAUACAUCCAGGUCUUCGUCUUUGUUUGGUAAUACAAUCAGUAGCAGGCAUAUCAUAUUGAUACACCCAGAAGCAGUAAACCUGGGCUCUCUGCCACGGAACACAGUCGGCCAUCGUGCAAGCGGGGCCGCGAGUUCGGCCCUUGCGUCACGGAUCGACGCAUGGCUGCAGCCGUGAGGUCCAGCAGUUACGCGGCCUCGGCGCCCCCCUGCCGGCCACGCUCGCUGCCCCUCGCCCUGCCUGUGCGCGCGGUCGCCCACCUAUCAGCCAGCACCAGCAGUGCUGCAUCCCACUUCACGGCUCCCGCCUCCAUAUCAGCCAGCGGGCACUGUAGGCAUCCGCACCAGCGGCGUAGCCGCAGGCACGGUUCCGAGCGGGGCCUGCGCACGUGCCGUGCUUCGGCUGCGGCGGGGGGCUUUGGCCUCGGCAGCUCUAGUGACGACGACAUGGGCGACCCGGCGGUACGGCAGCAGCCACGGGACGGCAUGACGGCCUUCCUGGCGGCUGUGAAUGACCUGACCAAGUGGGCGGUGUCGGCUGCGGUGUUUGCGGUGCUGCUGGUCCGCCGCGACACAGCAGUGGCCUGGUGUGUGCUCGGCUCCAUCAUCGCGUCCUUCAUAAACAAAGCACUCAAGUACAUUAUCAAUGAGCAGCGGCCAGCCAACGCACGCAAGGCCGACCCAGGCAUGCCCUCCUCCCACGCAAACAGCCUGGCCUUCUUGGGUGCCUACACCGCACUGGCACUGGCGCAGGGCGCCGCCUCCCCCACCAGCCCCGCCGGCCUAGGGGCCGCGGGCGUGCUGGCGCUAAGCCUGUUCCUGACAUGGCUGCGGGUACGGCUGGGCUACCACACGACGCCCCAGGUAGUGGUGGGCUACGGCCUAGGUGCCGCCACCGCCGCCGCCUGGCACUGGGCCGCCACGCACCACGUGCUGGAGGCGCUGCAGGAGCGGCCCGAGCUGCGGGCGGCCGUGUACGGCUGUACGGGAGUGGCAGUGGCACUCUUUGCCGUACGGAAUGUGCUGGCAUGGUUCAAGGAGAAGGAUCACGACAAGAAGGGGGCCAAGACGGCGUGACGAGGGCUCGGAGGGAUGCACUAAAAGGGGAAAGCAAGCCAACGGAUUGUGCGGCGACGAAGAGUGGGUGUUAAGAGGUCAUGGUGACUGAAUACUUUCAACAAUGUGGGUGGCAUCUGUGGCAUCGAUGCCACUUUAUUGUGGGUGCGCUGCUCGUAACGGCGUAUAAGGUCGUGUGCUGCCGUGUGACACGCCACGCGACCCCCCAGGGAGAAUGGAACACCAAAACAUUUCGCGACUAGGCGGGUGUUGUUCUUGCUGGGGGACGAGCGGCCCAAGGAACGGGUAGGGAGGGUUCUGGCAGCACACGCAGGGUGUAUGAUGACACACUGGGUGUUUUGUACCUCCAGCUCGUGGGAGUAGAUGAGCUACGCCUUGGAUAGGGGUACAGUCGUUUACGGCGGAAGGUAGGUUAGGGUAUCGAGACGGAGCAGCAGUACGGAAGGUGACGGUGGCUUGAACUGGAGACCUUAUUAGUGGGGGUGUGUGAACGGUCUGGGGUUUCACACGCACGGCGUGGCAGAGCGGGAUGGGCUGUGUCACGUGCUGUGAGUGGGGAUCUUGGGCUUGGGUUAACCCGAAGCUAUGCUACUAAUGCUAGCUGCGCCGAGCGUUUAGCUGUGGGAGACGGGGUCGGGUCUGGAUCGUGCGUCGAGGAGACCCAGGGGAACUUGAGGGAGAAGAGAGAAAGUGGGGAGAAGGGGCUUGCAGGCACGAGGUCGCUGCAGCUGGGCCGUUGUCGGCAGGCUGACUUGGCUGGGUUGCCGAGGGUCAGAGUCGGAUAGCGUUCACGGCUGGCGGUUGAGUCCUAGCCGGAGGGAGACGGGGAAAGACACAAGGGCAGGCACCAAAGUACUUCGUGUUCGUUGCAGUGGUUGGCCCUUUCAGGUACUCGGAAGGCCAGGUAGUCUGUGCUGGGCACCGGAUACUUGGAAACAACUCCGUCAACGUUUAAGUAUGGCCGGCGCCUUUGUACGACUCCAUGUCACUUCCAUGCACGUCCAGCUCAGCAUUGUCUCUCGUUGCACACUUCCGUCAGCUACUUCGCCGACUGUGUAAAUCAUCCGAGUC